Messenger RNA from Arachis duranensis, 552 nucleotides. RefSeq lists its product as uncharacterized. Lineage: Eukaryota; Viridiplantae; Streptophyta; Magnoliopsida; Fabales; Fabaceae. The transcript has a single exon. The record is from RefSeq and is a predicted model, not a curated record. Bases 1 to 552 code for a protein of 183 amino acids.
AUGUCCGUCCUGAUAAGCAAGCAGACAUUCCUUCCGUACGGUGACUACGAUGGACCACCACAGAAGAAGAGGAAGACUAAUGAGCCUACAUCGUCAUCAGCAGAGCCAUCAGCACCACCAGCACCUUUUGUGCCCACACCCCGACUCCAGACACCUUAUGAGUUGGGUCGGGAGAUCUUACAGACUCUACACCGCAUUAAGCGCCGCAACGCUCGCCGCUUCCAGUGGAUAGUGGUGAAGUUUGACAGUCACGAUCCUGGGCCACCUCCUCCAGACACCCCAGAGCCUGAGCCUGAGGAGUCAGCAGCUAAAGCUAGCCAGGCAGAUGAUCCCAUUGAGCAGGCAGGGGCAUCAGCCAUAGUAGAGGAGCCUGCAGAUCACAUGAUUGAGGAGCCAGUAGCUGUAGCCGAGCCGAUUGUUGAGACUACAUCAGAGCCAGCUGGGCAUACAUCUGAGGAGCCCAGACCCGAGCCCGCCAGUCGUCAGUCUACCGACAUCAUUGUCUACCAGCGUCAUCACCACCCACCACCGCUAGGCGGUGGGGCUUCCUAG